This is a messenger RNA of Maniola jurtina (meadow brown), 2317 nucleotides long. RefSeq names its product ATP-dependent RNA helicase DDX54. Gene Ontology annotation, molecular function: RNA binding; ATP binding; RNA helicase activity. The record is from RefSeq and is a predicted model, not a curated record. NCBI's taxonomy places the organism in Eukaryota, Metazoa, Arthropoda, Insecta, Lepidoptera, Nymphalidae. The coding region runs from base 1 to 2262 and encodes 753 amino acids. Gene Ontology annotation, cellular component: nucleus. The transcript is spliced from 13 exons.
AUGGGUCGUAAGAAAGAAAAUGAGGAUGAUCUACCAGGGUUUGAAGCACCAACCCAAGGAGAAACGGUGAAAAAUGAUAUUACUCUUCAAAAGAAACAGAAAAAGGGAUCCGGAGGGUUCCAGUCAAUGGGCUUCAAUUUUCAUGUACUAAAAGGAAUAACGAAAAGAGGUUAUAAACAACCUACACCAAUUCAACGAAAGACAAUACCAAUCACAUUAGAAAAUAAAGAUUUAGUAGCCAUGGCGCGCACAGGAUCCGGUAAAACAGCGUGUUUUGUGUUGCCAAUACUAGAGAAACUUGUGUCACCUGUAAAUAAGCCACUUCAAGGGAAGAAUUUGCGCGCCCUUAUAUUAUCACCUACAAGAGAAUUAGCAUUGCAGACAUUAAGGUUUGUACGUGAAUUAGGCAAGUUUACUGGGCUUUCGUCGGCUGCUAUUCUCGGUGGCGAAUCUAUUGAGCAACAGUUUGGGAUUAUGAGUGGUUCUACUCCUGAUAUUGUGGUGGCAACGCCCGGUCGUUUCCUGCAUAUUUGUAUUGAGAUGAGCCUCAAACUGGAUAAUAUCAAAGUUGUAGUGUUUGAUGAAGCAGAUAGACUAUUUGAACUCGGGUUUGGUGAACAACUUAGAGAAAUUGUUGCACGUUUACCAUCCCACCGUCAAACAUUGCUAUUUUCUGCAACACUGCCAAAAAUGUUGGUGGAGUUUGCCCGUGCGGGUCUCACUGAGCCGGUGUUAGUAAGACUAGAUGUUGACUGGAAGUUACCAUCAACCUUAUGGCUCGCUUGGAUAUAUGUGAGGGCGGAGCUGAAGACGGCAGCCUUGCUGCUACUGUUGGAUAAAGUUUUAACGUCUAAUAGUCAAGCUGUUGUUUUUGCUGCCACUAAACAUCACGUGGAAUACUUGCACUUGAUAUUAAAACAAGCAGGAAUAUCAUCAACAUAUGCAUACUCAGGUUUAGAUGCAUCAGCCCGUAAGAUAGCCCUGGGGAAAUUCACAAAUAAAAGGUGUUCAGUACUUUUGGUCACUGAUGUUGCAGCCAGAGGGUUGGACUUGCCGUCGUUGGAUACAGUCAUCAAUUAUAACUUUCCAGCCAAGCCAAAACUAUUUGUGCAUAGAGUAGGGCGCAGCGCGCGCGCGGGGCGGGCGGGGCGCGCCUUCUCGCUGGUGGCGGCGGAGGACGUGGCGCAUCUCAUCGACUUGCAACUGUUCCUCGGCGCGCAGCUCGCGAUGCCGUCUGAGGUAAGCGAGUGCGGCGCGGCGUGCCCGAGCGGCGUGUGGGGCGCCAUGCCGACGGCCGCGCUCGAGUUGCGCCACCAAGACGUUAUAGCGUGGGAGAACAGUCACUCGGAAAUCGAAGACGCAGCGCGCGUGUGCGGGCGCGGCUGGCAGCAGUACAUUCGCUGGCGCGAGGCUGCCUCGGCCGAGGCGAACCGCAAGGCCAAGCUCACCACGCCGCCCACGCUGCCUCACCCCUACCUCGUGGACCCCUCGCAGAUGCAGGCGGAGGAACUCGUCGACCAGAUUAAGAACUUCCGACCGAAGGGGACGAUUCUAGAGCUGGUCAACAAGAAUGACUCACCGAUGUAUCAAGCGAUGAAGGCUAAGCGCCGCGCGCACGGGAAGAUGGUACAAAAAACCAGGGAGGGCAAGAUGCAACAGGCAGAAGGCAUUUUAGAUGAGAGAACUAAAACAAACUCGAUUGAAGAAUCUCUGAACGUUAAAGAUGCAAAGAGGAAAAAGCCGGGGCAUCGCGAUGAGAACUAUAUACCGCAUUUCGCGAGCGACCAACACACUGAAGCCGGAAUGGCGGUGAACUUUGCGGCAAGCGCGUCGUCCGCGGAGCUCGAGCUGCACGGCGACUGCGACGUGGGGCUGCGCGGCCGCCGCGCGCAGCUGCGCUGGGACCGCAAGCGCAAGAAGAUGGUACACGUCGACCCGGAUGGAGGUCGUAAGAUGAUUCGCACGGAGAGCGGCGGGCGCGUGUCGGCGUCGUUCCGCAGCGGCCGCUACGACGAGUGGCGCCGCCGCAACGCGCCGCCCGACCAGGACGAGCGUCCGCACGCCCAGGACCACACCGGCCCCAAACCUGUGUCAGAGUUCCGUCCUCGCUGGGUGAAGCACAACGAGCGCGUCGCAAAGAAGAAGGCCGAAGCCUCGACCAACGAGUUCCGCAACAAGCAGCAAAUAGUCAAGGAGCGUCUACGCCGGGAUAAGAUCAAACAGAAACUCAAAUUCAAAAUGAGUAAAAAGAAAAAGAAAUAAGUUAUAUUAUUCAAUGUGUAAUAUUAUUAUUACCAGAAGUAAAUGGUUUUCUUUA